Anopheles nili is the source of this 1785-nucleotide messenger RNA. Its product is annotated as angiotensin-converting enzyme-like. Gene Ontology annotation, molecular function: peptidyl-dipeptidase activity; metallopeptidase activity. The coding region runs from base 16 to 1620 and encodes 534 amino acids. The record is from RefSeq and is a predicted model, not a curated record. The transcript has 4 exons. Gene Ontology annotation, biological process: proteolysis. Lineage: Eukaryota; Metazoa; Arthropoda; Insecta; Diptera; Culicidae. Gene Ontology annotation, cellular component: plasma membrane.
GCCCGGGAGCUGCGGAUGUACGAUUUCAACAGCUUUAAGGAUGCGGAUCUGAAGCGUCGUAUCAAGAAGCUGACUGAUCUCGGAUACGCAGCGCUGGACGAGGCGAAGUUCACGCAGCUCGUCGAUGCCAUCUCGAGGAUGCAGGAAAACUAUGCCACCGCCAAGGUGUGCCAGUACCGGAACGAGUCGAACUGCAACUUUGGUCUCGAGCCGGAGCUAACGGAGACGCUCGCGAAGAGUCGUGAUCCGGAGGAGCUGAAGCACUACUGGGUGCAGUGGCACGCGGUCGCUGGUAAACCGGUGCGAAAGGACUUCGAUGAGUACGUCACGCUGAACCGCGAGGCCGCCAAUCUGAACAAUUUUACCUCGGGAGCUGAAUACUGGCUAGAUGCGUACGAGGACGACACGUUCGAGGCACAGGUCAACGCAGCGAUCGAACAAAUUCGUCCACUGUACGAACAAAUCCACGCUUACGUGCGAUACCGCCUGCGAAAGCACUACGGCAACGAUAUUGUCUCCGAAAAGGGUCCAAUUCCCAUUCACCUGCUCGGGAACAUGUGGGGACAGACGUGGGACAAUAUUGCUGAUAUUACGACACCGUUCCCCGAUAAGAAGUUGCUCGAUGUGACAGAAGAGAUGGUCCGCCAGGGUUACACCGCUGUCAAGAUGUUCCAGAUGGGUGAUGAGUUCUUCCAGUCACUGAACAUGACCAAACUGCCGUCCACAUUCUGGGAGAAGAGCAUCCUCGAGAAACCCAACGACGGACGGGAGCUUGUGUGUCACGCCAGUGCGUGGGACUUCUACAAAAAGGAUGACGUUCGCAUCAAGCAGUGCACGCGUAUCAACAUGGAGGACUUUUUCACAGUACACCACGAGCUGGGCCACAUCCAGUAUUAUCUGCAGUACCAACAUCAGCCUAGUGUGUACCGUGAGGGAGCGAAUCCUGGCUUCCAUGAGGCCGUCGGUGACGUCCUAUCGCUCUCCGUAUCGACACCAAAGCAUCUCGAGAAGAUCGGUCUCCUGAAGGACUUCGUGUUGGACGAGGAAUCGAAGCUCAAUCAGUUCUACCAAGCCGGUCUGUCGAAGCUGGUGUUCCUGCCGUUCGCGUACACGCUCGACAAGUACCGCUGGGAGAUCUUCCGCGGUGAUAUCAAGCCCGAGAACUACAACUGCAAGUUCUGGGAGAUGCGCUCGAAGUACUCCGGGGUCGUGCCUCCGGUGAUGCGCAGUGAGAGUGACUUCGAUGCUGCCGCCAAGUACCACGUGUCGGCAGAUGUCGAGUAUCUGCGAUACUUCGUGUCGUACUUGGUACAGUUCCAGUUCCAUCAGGCAGCUUGUGAGAAAGCCGGCCAGUACGUUAAAGGUGACCCGGAGAAAACGAUCAACAACUGCGAUAUCUACCAGAGCGCUGAGGCGGGUAAUGCGCUAAAGGCGAUGUUGGCCAUGGGCUCUUCGAAACCGUGGCCUGAUGCGAUGGAGGUACUUACUGGACAGCGCAAGAUGAGUGCCGAAGCCUUGCUCGAGUACUUCCAACCGCUGUACGAUUGGCUGGUGAAGGAAAAUAAGGCCCUCGGAGCGUACGUCGGAUGGGAGCAAAAUUCCAUGUGCAAAUCGGCCUAGGACAUUACACGUGUAUUAUUUGGCAGCAAUAUCGUUCUAUGAUCUCCAGACCGCACAGGUACCGACAAAAAUCGACCGUAUGACAUUGCCUGUUGGUCCAGGGGAGCAGCAUUUUAUCGCUGAAACCUACCUAAUAAAGUAAGCAACACAACCAUUCAUUCUGUU